Molecule: messenger RNA, 1026 nt
Organism: Ambispora leptoticha
Lineage: Eukaryota; Fungi; Glomeromycota; Glomeromycetes; Archaeosporales; Ambisporaceae
Source: the annotation of a GenBank genome assembly
AUGACCCCAAAGCAAUACUCGAAAGGACUUUCAUAUGUAAAAAAAGUUCCACGUUUCUUAGAAGGAUUAAUUGAUAAUGAUUCUGCUCAAAGAAAAUUUAAUUCGGAUGAGGACGAUUAUGACAUCGUUCCACAGAAUCAAUCAAAUGAAGAAGAGGAAGGAAUCGAGCUAAUCAAUUCACAUGAUGAAGAGAAACCACAGAUCGUGGUAUUGCGAGAGGGUAAACAUAUGUCGGAGGAGCAAGUUAAGGAUUAUUUGGAACAAAAAUUAAGCACCAAAAAAGAGAGUGACUUUACUGAUGACAUUGAAAGUAAAACAUCUGACAAAGGUGAUAAAAAAGAUAAAAAAUUAAAGGUUGGCAAAACUAAAGCUAAAUCCACCAAAAAAUUGUUAAGUUUUAAUGCUGAUGACGAUGAUGGUACUAAUUAUGAAGUGAUUCCAAGUAAUUUUCCGGAAACGCUCGAUAAACAAAAAUACACUCCCGAAGAGUAUGUGAUAGCGAACGCGAUUGAGAAGGGAAAAGAUGUCUAUACGAGACUAACGACGCAACCAUCAUCAUCAUCCUCCAGACCAGACUUGAUUAUCUCAGCAGACACAGUGGUCGUGUAUGAGAAUCAAACCUUGGAAAAACCUGAAUCCCCUGAACACGCUUUCGAGAUAUUGAAAUCAUUAAAUGGCAAUACUCACGAUGUAUUUACUGGCGUGGCAUUAAUUUAUCCGUUAUCUAACAACGACGGCGAUAAUAUUAAGUCAAAAAAUAACCAGCUCGAUUAUAAUAUUCGUACAUUUGUAGAAAAUACCAAGGUUACUUUUCGAAAUACAAGCGAUGAAUUCUUUCGUGCUUAUAUUGAAACUGGUGAACCGAUGGAUAAAGCUGGCAAGUUAUCUCUUGUAUCUGCAUAUGGUUAUCAAGGAAUCGCUGCACACUUUGUAGAAAAGAUUGAUGGAUGUUACUAUAAUGUGAUUGGAUUACCAACCAGAUUAUUUAUAGUGUUACAAGAAUUAGUGAAUAAAGGUGAUAUUUAG